Messenger RNA from Drosophila busckii, 7872 nucleotides. RefSeq names its product Down syndrome cell adhesion molecule-like protein Dscam2. Lineage: Eukaryota; Metazoa; Arthropoda; Insecta; Diptera; Drosophilidae. The record is from RefSeq and is a predicted model, not a curated record. Gene Ontology annotation, molecular function: protein binding. Gene Ontology annotation, biological process: cell-cell adhesion; axon guidance. The transcript has 25 exons. Gene Ontology annotation, cellular component: axon; plasma membrane.
CGCAUGUACAACUGGCAAACGUGCAAGGUGCUGCUUGAAUGUCCAUAAGGAUAACGCCGCAGACUUAAGCUUAAGCAUAAACGCGUUGCUUGUAAAUUUUCUAAACAACCUACAAAAUGUGUAGAGCAUACUCAUCAUGUUGGAGUUCGUUAAUUUUAUGCAGCUUUGUGUUGACUUUCACUGUUCCCGCAAGCACCACAGAGAUAUCAAAUUACUUUGAUACACAAGGACCCAGUUUUACAAAUGAGCCCCCGAGUAGAAUUGAAUUUAUGAACACUGUUGGCUACACGGUAAACUGCAUAGCUAAUGGAAAUCCAGCACCAAACGUUCAGUGGCUCGAUAAGGAAAACAAUCUAAUAACAUCCAUAUCAAAGGUUCGACAUAUUUUGGCAAAUAGCUCGCUGCAUUUUCCACCAUUUGCAGCUGAAGAGUUCCGACAGGACGUGCACUGGUCUGCAUAUCGUUGUCUGGCAGCCAACAGCGUGGGGACGAUUAUAUCCAGAGAUGUAGUCAUCAAAGCAGUGGUUUAUCAGCAUUACGAGCCGGAAGUUCAGAAUCCUGGUGGAUUUAUUGGCAGCAAUGUUUUAAUCAAAUGCAACAUUCCCUCGUUCGUCAAGGAGUACGUAACUGUCACGUCGUGGCUACAAGAGCCCAACUUUAAUAUCUAUCCAUCCUUAGAGGGCGAUGGUAAAAAUCAUAUGUUGCCAACGGGCGAACUCUUAAUUUAUAACAUCACCAGAAACGAUUCGCAAAAGAUUUACCGCUGUCGCACACAUCACAAACUAACGCAGGACUCCAUAGUGAGCAGCAAUGCUGGCAAAAUUCAAUUAACAGAAAUUCAAGAGCUUGUGCCGCCAAUACUUAAUGAAAAGUCUGUUGCUCUAAUGGCCAGAGUGGGCGAUCCCUUGGUGCUCUCCUGCGUGGCCUACGCGAAUCCAAAACCAACUUACAGAUGGUACACCACACGCUCCAACAAUGAGGAGUCCAUGCAACACAUGCUUGCCACCGGGCGUGCAAAAAUCAAAGACGGCACGCUUAUCCUAUCAGCCGUUGCCAAGACCGACAAUGGAAUGUUCUAUUGCGCCGUCACCAACUCCGAGGGCAGCGAGACGCUGGAGGUGGAGCUGGCGGUUUCAUCACCGCUCUCCGCUAGCAUACAGCCUAGGAUACAGACGGUUAAUCUUGGCCACACAGCUGACUUAAUUUGCAGCACAUCCGGUUUUCCGAAGCAAGUGGUAUCCUGGUUUAAGGACGGCAAGACUUUGCGUUCGGGAGCACGCGUGCGUUUGCUCUCCAAGGAGCACAUACGCAUUACCUCCAUUGUAAAGGAGGACAAGGGCAUGUAUCAAUGUGUGAUCAAAAACGAUUUGGAAUCAACGCAAAGCUCAGCGGAAAUUAGAUUGGGAGAGGUUGCCCCGCAGCUGCUUUACAAGUUCAUUGAGCAAACCAUGCAGCCAGGACCUUCUGUUUCCUUGAAGUGCAGUGCCAGCGGCAAUCCCACGCCCAAGAUUGAAUGGCACUUGGACGGCUUUCCACUGCCAAAUAACGAUCGUCUAAUGAUUGGUCAGUACGUAACCACAUUCGGUGACGUCAUUAGCCAUGUCAAUAUAUCUGCAGUCAAGUCGGAAGAUGGCGGCGAUUAUGAAUGCAAAGCAAUUUCAAGAGCUGGCGAUGUAUCGCACUCGGCGCGUCUCAAUAUUUACGGCAUGCCCUAUAUACGACAUAUGCCCAAGUUGUCUGCUGUGGCUGGAAAGACAUUCACCUUGAAGUGUCCCAUAGCAGGCUAUCCCAUUGACACGGUGCACAUCGAGAAAGACGGGAUACGCCUGCCCAUCAACAUGUGACAGCGUGCGCAUAACGGCUGCCUCGUCAUAGAGAACGUGCAACGUGCUGCCGAUGAGGGGACCUACACCUGCAUAGCUCGGAACAAACACAACUACACAUCGCAGCGUUCGGUGGAGGUGAAAGUGUUGGUUCCACCCAAGAUUACACCAUUCUCAUUCGCACGCGAUCUGAAUGUGGGCGACCGUACAAGCAUUCAGUGCGUUAUUGGCACCGGGGACCUGCCGCUUUCAUUCACAUGGCUGAAGGAUGGAAAGGCUCUGCAACCAUCAGCCACGGCCGAUGGUGUCGGUGUCGGUGUCAGCGGCGGGCUUAUGGGUACCGGUGGCGUUGCUGUAUUGGGUUCCGGUUCCGGAUCGCAGUUGUCUUCUUCUUCUUCUUCAUCUCUAACGUCACCAUCGGCGUCAGCGAUUACCUAUCAAAGCGAGCACAUCGCCUCGAAUGACAAUGGGCGUAGUAGUGGUGAAAGUAACGGCAUUGUGACAAUUCGCCAAAAUGAUGAUUUUACCAGCGCCCUCAGCAUCACAAGUGUGACGAGGGACCAAAGCGGCACCUACACGUGCCGCGUACAAAAUGAUGCCGCCAUUGUAACGCACUCUGCACAGCUCAAAGUUAAUGUACCGCCGCGUUGGAUUGUUAAGCCCACCGACCAAGACGCUAUCUUGGGCAAUGCAGUUAAUAUUGCAUGCCAAGCCGAUGGCUUUCCCACACCAACAAUUCAAUGGAAACAGUCCAUAGGUGAUUCCGGCGAGUAUCGAGAUCUGAGCUAUGGCGGUGGAAAUGGCAACUCACAUUCGGUGCUUGUUGCCCAUGCGAAUGGCUCGCUUAUCAUAUCCAAGGUGAAUCGAGAGCACGAGGGCAGCUAUCUAUGCCAGGCUAGCAAUGGCAUUGGCGCUGGUCUAAGCACGCUUGUCAAACUUACAGUACACGUGGGUCCAUCAGUUACUGUGGCCAAGAAGCAGUUGACAGUGCGACGCGGAGAGCGCAUUACGCUGCGCUGUGAGGCGAAUGGAGAUCAGCCAUUGGAGAUAUCAUGGCGUUCCAAGGCUAACCGCAUAGAUCCAUCCUAUGAUAUACGCUAUCAUAUAAAGAACUCGCCGUUGGCUCGCAGCGUUUCAUCCGAGCUUACUAUACUCCAAACGGUGCUCACGGAUCGAGGCGAAUACACGUGCAUAGCCAGCAACGCCUAUGGGCGGGAUCGAAGUGUUAUACACGUGCAGGUCCAAGAGCCGCCCAACUUUCCAGUCAACUUGCAUGUGCGGGAUCUGGGCAGUCGUUCAGUGACCUUUGCUUGGUCGCCUAAUGAUCAGGACUCGGUGCUUUUGGGUGGCGGCGGUGGCAAUAAUCGCGACUCCCAACCGAUAUCAAAUUAUAUAUUACAAUAUAAGAAGGCUGGCGACGUGUGGCAUGAGCACAACAACCAAAAGCUUCUACCGGGAGAUCGGACUACCGCUCAGCUGGGCUCUCUACGACCCGCUCAGGUCUAUCAUAUACGCCUGUAUGCCGAGAAUCAUUUGGGCACCAGCGCUCCCAGCGACGUGCUGUUUGUACAAACCGACUCGGAAGUACCUUCAGCUGCGCCACAAGAUGUGACCGUGGAGCCACUGGGGCCACAACAGUUGCUGAUAACAUGGCGCGCACCUGUGCGAGAUUCGUGGAACGGCGAUCUGCUAGGCUACACCAUAAGCUAUCAGAAGCAAGGCUCGCCGGACAGCGUGAAGAAUCACACAAAGGUCGGCAGUUUGACAACGGAGGGCUUGAAUGAUUUUCGUUUGACCGGCUUGGAGAAGUAUACGCAGUAUGGAAUUGCAGUCUCAGCGUUCAAUAUAAAGGGUGAUGGACCGCCCAGCGAUAUGGUCAUGGGUCACACUUUGGAGGAUGCGCCAUCGGCGUAUCCAAAGUCAGUUUCAUGCAUUGCGCUCACUGCGCAGAACAUACAAAUCUCCUGGCAAGCGCCGCCAAAGGAAUUGAGCCACGGCAUCAUUCAGGGCUACAAGCUGCUCUACGAGCCGGGCUCGCUGGAAAGCGAAUACAAUGUGCGCGAAACUAAAAUCACAUCUGCUCUAAGCACUGUUCUUCACGGACUGCAGCCCUUUACCAACUACAGUGUUCAAGUGCUCGCCUUCACACGUGCCGGCGAGGGCGUGCUAAGUCCUGCAGUAUCCUGCGUAACAGAGGAGGCCGUGCCAGACGCGCCUGAGCUGGUGAAGUCUGUGGUCAGCAGCGAAUCCUCUGUGAUUAUCAGCUGGCUGCCGCCACGCAGACCCAACGGGCUAAUAACCAAAUAUAAUGUAUACAUACGCAUCUUGGAAAAGGGUCAGGAGUUGAAAAUACUCAAAGAAGUGCUGCCGGCGCAUAAUCGACACUUUGAAGCAAAGGAUUUGAAUUUCCGCGAGACUUACGAGUCCUGGGUGACAGCUUCAACGCGCGUGGGCCAAGGACCCAGCACACCGGUCAUAAAGCUCGUGCCCAGCACUUCCAUACCCGCUGCCAUAAUAUCCUUUAGCCAAACCAUCUCUGUCAAUUGGCGAUCUGAUAUUAAACUGGCCUGCAUAUACGUUGGGCAUCCCAAGGCGAGCGCCGAAUGGAAGACUUUGAAUACGCGCUCCAAGCAGCAGUUCCAGCUGGAAGUCAGCAACGACAACACAUUGAGUCUGCGCAACAUUCAACGCUCCCACGAGGGCAACUACUCGUGUGUGGUGCGCAAUCCAAUUGGCUCGGAUCAUAUAGUCUAUCAGCUGUAUGUGCAAGUGCCACCUGCUGCGCCUGUGGUUUCGGUAAAUUCAGUGCAUAAGAACGCCGUGUCCAUACAAUGGAGAGUUGAAGACAUUGGCGGGUCGCCGCUCAGAGGCUUCACUCUGGCCUACAGACGCGAAUCAGCCGAGUGGGAGGAGCUCCAAGUAGACAGACGCAUCAACUCGUACAUGCUCGAAAAUCUGCAAUGCGGCACGCGCUAUCAGUUCACCAUGAAUACCUUUAACAAAAUCGGACCCAGCGCCACCAGCGCUGUAGCCUCAGCUCAGACCAAAGGCAACAAGCCCUUUGCACCCACUAAGCAUAGCUUCAUCCGCACCAAUACAACGUCAGUGGUCUUGGAUCUAUCCUCCUGGCAAGAUGGUGGCUGUCCCAUCUUACACUUUAGCAUUGAGUUCAAGCACUAUAGAUCAGGCGGCGACUGGAUUAUUGUUUCCAAUAAAAUAGAAUCCAACACACGCUACAACAUUGGAGACUUGGAGCCUGGCACUGCUUACAGCCUACGGGUGACGGCCAACAAUAAUGCUGGCGCCACUACCAAGGAAUAUUACUUUGAAACGCAGAACUUGAUGGGAUUUAGCAGCGGCUUGGACCCCGAGGAAAUGCCCGAUGGCCAAACCAUGUUUAGUGAUGCUCACCUCAUUGCUGUCAUUGUCACCUCCAUAUUCGGCACAAUUCUCGCUCUCAUUGGCGCUUUCAUCUGCUUUAAGAACUAUCCACGCAGCAUGUUUUCCCGCAACGUUGAUUCGCUUAGGCCUCAGAGUAAUUUAGGGGAUGGCAAGGAUAUACAACAUCGCGAGCAUUUCUAUGGUACAGUACGCAAAUCAUGCCAGCAAUCCCCGACUGAAUCGGUUGCUGGACUUGAGCGCAUACCUGAAUACUCAGAAGAUAUCUAUCCUUACGCUACAUUCCAUUUACCAGAACAUGAAAACCAGUCGGGCAACAUUCCUCUGAGCUACACUGGCAACCCGGCCAAGUACGAUUCACGUUGCGGCGAUGAUAACACGCUGUGUAGUAAAGGGAAGCGCCCCAUUUCGGCUGGUGGAGCUGUGAUCAUGGGCUCACCCGAUGAAAGUAAUCUGAUGAAUACCGAGAAGCGCCACAAGCGACGUUCCAAAAUCAUUAAAUCCGAAUCUGAGGAGUACGAUAGUCUCAAUAGCGAUAGCGAACUGAGUGGCGAGCGCGAGCGUGAGCGUCUACGCGAUGAUGGACGCAACAAUUAUAUUGACGAAGGAGCUCUGUCAGCUCAUGGCAGGAAACUGCGAAAUAAUGUGGGCAGCAGUAAAGAGAGGUCUUCGCUGUUUAGCAGGCCUCAACUGCAUAGUAACAGCCUGGACCCCGUGCCCGUCGACUACCGGUACUUUGACCCGACACCAAAGCAACAGCGCAAAUCAACGCAUGCUGGCAACGAUCCCCAGCGGAAAGCUCUCUCAAUUGCAGCUGCCAAAGAUCCAGCCCAAUGUGCAGAUAUGCCCCGAAGUGUAUCCGCUCGUCAGCGACACAAAAGUGCCGAUAGUAAUACCAACAACAGCACCCUUAAUCGCGACUGUGGCGAAGGCACAUCCAUUAGCCGACCCAUUGCACAGCCACCGAGCUCAUAUGUUGAAAAACUAAAGCCCUACGACAACAAUCAUGCGCCCAGUCAUCAUAGCAAAAGCUACGUGGACAAGAAUGGCAAAAUCUUUGUGGACACUGGUGGAGAACGGAUUGAGCUGCUGGGCCAGCAUCGGCAUAUCUAUAGCAUAGAACCCUUAGAACUCUUGGAUGUGGGCAAUGAGCCUGGCAGAACUCUCGACUACCAUGCCAUGGAGAACAUGAGCAACGCUGAGACAUUAGCUCUUGGUUUCACCAUGAUUGAUCACAAAAAUCAAAAGAUGGAUCAAUUGGAUCACAUACUCACUGAGAAGCAUGUGAGUCCGCCUUCAGCGUUUAUUGAUAGAAUUGGUUAAGCACUUAGCACUGUCUGUACUCUGUACUAACAAUUUAUUGAAAUCUACAUACUUAGUUUAAAGCUAACAGCAGAAUUAUCGAUUCGAUGUUUUAUGCCAAACAUGUUCAUGUAUUCUAAGUGUUAAUUAAUGAUAAUGAGAUACAUCGUGCAUCGCGUAGUGUUUGUUAAUACUCGUAGUUCUGCAACUGUACUUCCGUACUUCCGUUGUUUGCGUUCUUAACGUGCCCUGUUAGUGAAAAUGAUAUUGAAGUUGUAACCUACGGAUUCUCUUUGCAGGCCGAGCCUGACGUUUUUCAAAAUUCCCAAUAUUAUGUUCAAUUUUUGAAACGAAUCAACAAGAAUCAAUUAAGGAAGCCAAUUGCUUAGGAAAUGAUCUUAAAAUAACUCUAAAUAUGCCAUUUCGACUUUGUAUGGCAUUAGCAUUAGCUUAGACUAGAUAUACUAUAUGCCAAACAUUGCAUUUAAUUCAAAGAUAUCAGUAGUAGAUAAAAAGGUUUUAGCAUGACGAAAUAUCAAAACUGGUCUAAUAAAUAGCAUUUAAGUCGAUGUGAGACGACCAUGUCAGAGUAUUUAAUGAAAUCUUAAAAGACAAUUGUAACUCCUGAUUAUAUACGAUAUAUACAAAAAUUAACUGAAACAAUGUAUGGAACGAACAUGUAACUCUUAAGAAAAUACCAAUUACUUUAUGCAACGAAAAGAGCUCUUUUUUACAUAUAUUAGUUGGUCCGGCAAAAAACACUCUCUUACUACUUAACUGUACGAUUCUGAAUACAAUACUAUGAACGUUAAGAACGGCUAGCCCCGUUACCAGUAGCUAUUUAAACUAAACUCUUUACAUUGAGGAUGCGAAAUUUGGAUCAAUGUCAAUAGAAUAUUUAGACUGAGGCGACAAGCUAUCGAUUCAAGAAUAUUUAAGAACAUAUGUAUAUGGCAUUAUACAAACACAGACAGAAACACACACACACACACACACUCGGACACUUUCUAAGCCCCGAAUGCUGACAAUAAAAUGCAUUCGAAUGACUCGUACUUUUAAGUAAUUCAUAAUUUUAUACCCAUAAUGUUAAUGUCGACACAGAACAAUUAAUGCAAUUUUAAAUUACAUAAUCAUUUUAUAUGAACAAUAAAUUAUGCUAGCAAAAUGUAUGUACACAAACAAAUACACAAACAUGAAUAUUAUAAGCAGUUAUCGAGUGAAUAUGUAUUAUCUGUCAAUAUGCAAUAUGUCAAUGUGUGAGCAAGACUCGCCACAAAAGAAAAAUUAAGAAUAAUCGGGAAUUUAAGCUCAAUUUGAAUUGUCAAUUGGAUUAGGAAAUAAAUAAAAA